CCGAUGAUGACCACAUGGAGGGGACGGAGCGCAAGCGAACUAUGGUUAACGACUGUUCUGCCAUACUGUCAGAUGAGAUGCACCAACAUAUGACAAUCAGUGAAAAGCCUUCCAGCAGCUGCAAGAGGAUCCGAGUGAGAUCCAGGCCCAGACUGAAGUCCACAAAAAGUUUCCCACCGUACAGUCAGUGUAUAGGUGGACUCGGAGAGGGCGAGGAGGGGGACAAUGAGCUCAACUCAGAAUCGAGUAACGUGCCGAGGGACAACACAAAUGAGGUCGCUGAAGGCACAGAAAGGAAAGAGGACUUUGAAUUGAACGCAAAAUGUGCAAGGGAUGAGGUGAAGGCAAAAUGGAAGAACAGGAGGAAGGAGAGACUCUGGGGGAGCCAUGAAGAUGCUUCAGACGGUUGGGAGAGGGCGAGGUGCAGCGGGAAAAGAAGCGGAGAAGAGAGUGGAAGAGAGAGGGAGUGUGGGCUGCCCCCUAACAGCGAGAGGAAACACUUGAGAGGAAGAAACUCCAGUUUUGAGAUGGACAUGAAAGAAGAAGAGGAUGAAGAGAGGAAGAGGUCUCCUGUUGCAGCAGCAGAGAUAGAGAAGGAGGAGAGAGGGGAGAACCUGGAGGGGGGGGUUGAAGUGGCAGAGGAGUUGACAGGGAUGAGAAAGAUCUCCUCAACACAUCAGUGGUCCACACCGCACCCAAUCCUCUCCAAGCUUUUGCAAUCCUCCUCCACCUCCUCCACCUCCUCCGUCAACUUCUCCUCAGCGGAGAGCGACGAGGUCUUCAGUGAAGGAGAAGAUGUUGGCUCAAGGAGGAGGGCAUUUAGGAAGUUCCGCACCUGGAAAUCCUACCUGACCGUGAUGCACUGGUCGAUGCGGAGGCAGAGCUCCUGGGUCCAGCUGGCUGGACAUCAAGGCACCUUCCAGCUGAGUGAGGGAGGUGAGGUGUUGAAACUGUACAGUGAAGUAGAGGCAAAGUGUCUGGACUGCCUGAUGAGAGACCCGCUGAGACCCUUUGUCCCUCAAUACCACGGCUUGGUCACCAAGGGGGACCACUGCUACAUCCGCCUGGAGGACUUGCUGAGCGGCCUGAGGAAACCGGUCAUCAUGGACUGCAAGAUGGGAGUCAGGACAUACCAGGAAGAAGAGCUGAUCAAAGGCCGGAAUAAAGCUACCCUGCGGCGUGACAUGUACCAGAAGAUGGUGGAAAUAGACCCGUCCGCUCUAUCGGCGGAGGAACAUGAACAGGGAGGGGUGACCAAGUGUCGAUACCUCCAGUGGAGGGAUACCAACAGUUCUACGUCCACACUGGGCUUCAGGAUAGAAGGUGUCAUGAUGGAGGACGGAAGUGUCCAACGGGACUUCAGGAAAAUUCGGACUCUAGCUCAGGUCACGGAGGCGUUCCUCUUCUCCACCGGGAGACAGCUGGAAAUCCUGAAAGCCUACCACUCCAGGCUCCUGGCACUGAGGGAUGCACUGAAGAACUCAUUAUUUUUCAGAACCCAUGAGGUGAUUGGCAGCUCGCUUCUCUUUGUCCACGACCACAGCAGCCAGGCCAGCGUGUGGAUGAUAGACUUUGCGAAGACGACACCGGUGCCCGACGCGAGCCCGCUCAGACACAACAUCCCGUGGGCUGAGGGGAGCAGAGAGGACGGCUACCUCAUCGGGCUGACCUCCCUCAUCACUUCUCUGAGCCGGGCCAUCAGUGUGGCCUCUUGGCAGCAGGAGGGCAGCUGUGGAGAAGAAAAGACUGAUGCAUGAGACUCUCUUCAUGUACAACACUCAGUGGACAAAACGACUGCUGUUACACUCUGAACUGUUUCCUCAUCGCAUUCACUAGAAGGGACCACAGGAGAGGAUUUGUUUGUGAGAAAUCCGUCUUCAUAGGCUGAGAAAAAGGAACGGUAUAAAUUAGCUAAAAACCGAGGUAAAGAGAUGUGGUGACCCUGAAAUUGUCCAUCUGGCAUAUGCUUCCUGUAAGUGGAGACAGUGUUUUAUUAUAAAGAACCUUUCUUUGUUACUAGUCCCUUUUUAUUUCAUGAAGGACC
This is a messenger RNA of Pseudoliparis swirei, 2044 nucleotides long. RefSeq names its product inositol-trisphosphate 3-kinase B. The record is from RefSeq and is a predicted model, not a curated record. Gene Ontology annotation, biological process: inositol phosphate biosynthetic process. Gene Ontology annotation, cellular component: nucleus; cytoplasm. Gene Ontology annotation, molecular function: inositol tetrakisphosphate kinase activity; inositol-1,4,5-trisphosphate 3-kinase activity. The coding region runs from base 15 to 1757 and encodes 580 amino acids. The transcript has 7 exons. Lineage: Eukaryota; Metazoa; Chordata; Actinopteri; Perciformes; Liparidae.